Messenger RNA from Phytophthora sojae, 2013 nucleotides. RefSeq lists its product as hypothetical. Gene Ontology annotation, molecular function: nucleic acid binding; RNA-DNA hybrid ribonuclease activity. The transcript has 9 exons. NCBI's taxonomy places the organism in Eukaryota, Oomycota, Peronosporomycetes, Peronosporales, Peronosporaceae. The coding region runs from base 1 to 2013 and encodes 670 amino acids. The record is from RefSeq and is a predicted model, not a curated record.
AUGAGCUAUCCGGACAAUUCUUCGAACUCGGCUGAGCCGGAUAAGAAAGAAGUGCUGGCGCUGUUACGGAUCCUGGACCUGAACUAUAACGUGCUAGUUGGACGAUCGAUCCGGGUCUUCACCCGACACUCGACGUUGGCGUGGCUGUUCCGAUCACCCGGUCUUCAAGGCCGAUUGGGUCAGUGGGCUGCACUCCUAUCGCCCUGGACACUGGAGGUCACGAAGUGCACCAAGGGAGAGGACGAGAUAUUGGGGGCGAUCGCCGCUAGUAUUACGCCUCGAUCGGAUAUGGACGACGCGUUGAUCGCGAUCACGCCGAAGAAAGAACCCCGGCGGAAGAUUCAGGCCCCGAUCCCGACUGUACGUGCGGACGAAGAGCUGCUGGUGAUAAGUUUCGAUGGAUCUGCCCGCGUCAAGCGAAGCGGGGGUGCGUACAGUGCGAUCUUGUGGAAGUUACCCGAAUGGAGUGUGGUGAAGGCACGAUCGGGCUAUGCUGAAAGGCUGACUGUUAACGAGGCGGAGUAUCAUGGUCUGUUGUUGGGUUUCGACCUCCUUGACGGCAUAGAUCGAGGCAGGUUAGUGGUCUGCGGUGAUUCCAACCUGGUGAUGCGACAAGUACGGGGCGAGAUCGACUGCAAAGCACCAAAGCUGACAUUGUUGAAGCAGGAGGUGCUGGAUCAACUACGGAAGUGGCCAGAUCACGAAAUGUUUCAUGUGAAACGAGACUGGAACGGAAGUGCGGACAGCCUGGCCAGUGCAACACUCCAACGUGAAGGGGGCGUCGACGUCGAGGAUGAUGCCGACCAUGGGAAUCUAGUGACACUGAACCGACUUGAUGAGAUCCUGGUCGUCCGAUCGGAUGAGUCGAUCGCCCGACUAUCGCCGAUGACCACCCGAUCGGGCACCAGAUCACGGCCGAACCCGACCGUCAUGCAGGAGGAGUUUGUGCGAGGGUUGCGGAUUGAUCGGAUUCGUCGAGCACAGGAUGAAGAAUCGUGGUCGCGGGAUGAGGUUCGAUCCUAUGGCAACAUCGCAGCGGACUAUGAGAUCGACGGUGAUAAUCUGCUGUUCCAUUGCCCACCCUCCAAGCGAUCGGAGGCAGAUCGGGAUGGACUGAUGAGACUGGUGGCACCGGAGACGCUGCAUCAAGACAUCUUGAAUCACUAUCACUCCACUCUGGAAGGUGGACACCAGGGGAUCGGCCGUACCUAUCAGCGGAUCCGCGAUCACUUUCAUUGGGGCGAGUCGCCGGGGAACAUCCAGGCGACAUACCCGUUCCAGAUCAUAGCGAUGGAUCACAUACCUUCGCUGCCGAAGUCGUACAAGGGUAAUACGGAACUGUUGACGAUCGCCGAGUCUUACGAAGAGUGCGUGUUCCGGCGAUUUGGUACUAGCGAGGUGAUCAGGCAUGAUCGCGAACCGGGAUUUAUGGCUGACUUCUUCCGCGCCUUUAACAAGAUCCUGGCCCUGAAGAUGUUCGUGGACGAUCUGGAUCAGAGAGAUUGGGAUGAGUACGCAGAGCGAUUGACCUUCGCGAUCAACACGGCUCAAGAUCGAGUCCGUGGGGACUCCCCUUUUUAUCUGGUGCAUGGUUGGGAUCCUCGAUCGACGCUCGAGGCGACGAUACCUUUCGGUAGUACUCGGACUCGGGGUCGGAAUCCUCGACGGCGGCGUUAUCGGAUCCAGAGGCACUACGAUCAGGCUCGAAGUCAAGUGAAUGCUCGCCUACGCGAGGCGAUCGCGGAUCGGGCCGAUCGACACAAUGAAGAAGUUCGACCACACUCGAUCGAGGCUGGAUCUCAGCUGGCGCACCUGUGGCACGGCCCGUUCUGUGUUGCGGAGAAGGUGAACGAGUACACGAUGAAGCUUCAGGUCGCUGUGGAUGGAGAUAUUUUCGCGCGGAUACCCAAGAUCAACAAGAUGGCCAAGAUCGACAGUGUGGACCAAGAUCGGCAAAGCCAAGAAGGUCAAGGGGGCAACAUCAAGGUGAACAACGUCUCUGGAGGUGCUUGA